Camellia sinensis is the source of this 2482-nucleotide messenger RNA. The record is from RefSeq and is a predicted model, not a curated record. NCBI's taxonomy places the organism in Eukaryota, Viridiplantae, Streptophyta, Magnoliopsida, Ericales, Theaceae.
AGUAGAGUAGAGAACAGAGAUUGAGAGAGACAGUGCGUGAGGGACUGUGAAAGAGAGAGAGGCUUUGACUAAAACCCCGCCACAAACGACUCUCUCUCUCUAACCCCCUUCCGUACGGACCGUUAUAUUCAAUCUCUAUCUCUCUCUCCGGCAUUCUCUCAGAAUUUUCCCGGGAAAGUGAAAGAAAAUUUCCUUAUAUACCUUCAGCGUCAAAGUCAGCUCCAAACAGUUCCCCUCCGGUGAGCUCCGGCGACGACUUCCCCUUCCGAUUCCCAUUUUCAAUCAACCGAUAGUUCUAAGAGUUGAUGAGGAAUACAUAGGUUUUCAGUUGAAGCAAUUGUUGUGGCAAUGGAUCGAGCGGUCUCGGCGAUCUCAUCCUCGGCUUUUCUUUGCCUGUUUCUGGUUUUUUCUCGGUUAUUUCAGGCCUCUGGUAAUGCCGAAGUAGAUGCCUUGAAUGUGCUGAAGACCAACUUAACUGAUCCUAAUAAUGCUCUGCAAAGUUGGGAUGCUACACUUGUCAAUCCCUGCACUUGGUAUCGUGUAACGUGCAACAGUGAGAACAGCGUUACAAGAGUUGAGCUUGGAAAUGCAAACUUGUCUGGUCAACUGGUUCCAGAACUUGGACUGCUUCUGAAUUUGCAGUACUUGGAGCUUUAUAGCAACAACAUAAGUGGAAGAAUUCCUAUUGAGCUUGGCAAUUUGACAAGUUUGGUGAGCUUGGAUCUUUACUUGAACAAUUUGAGUGGUAUCAUCCCGGACACAUUGGGCAGGCUUCAGAAAUUACAUUUCCUACGGCUUAACAACAACACUUUGUCUGGAACUAUUCCUAUGUCAUUGACUACUAUCAAUUCACUUCAAGUCCUUGAUCUUUCAAACAAUCACUUAACAGGAGUUGUCCCAGUUAAUGGCUCCUUUCAACUUUUUACUUCCAGCAGUUUUCGAAAUAAUAAUUUAACAAUUCCUCCAACUCCUCCAUCGCCUCCAUUUUCUCCGCCACCCCCAUCUAUUGCUUCAGUUGUGAAGGGAAUGCACAAUAAGAGUGAACUUACUAAUAGUGCCACUAGAGCCAUUGCUGGAGGAGUUGUUGCUGGUGCUGCCUUGUUGUUUCUCGCACUUGCUUGGUGGCGGCGAAGGAAACUAGAGGACAGUUUCUUUGAUGUACCUGCUGAAAAGGGUCCAGAAGUUCAUCUAGGACAGCUCAAGAGGUUUUCUCUGCAUGAACUACAAGUUGCAACUGAUAAUUUUAGCAACAUAAAUAUUCUAGGAAGAGGUGGGUUUGGUAUGGAAUACAAAGGACGAUUGGCUGAUGGCUCUCUAGUGGCAGUAAAAAGACUAAAAGAGGAACGCACUCAGGGUGGGGAGCUGCAGUUCCAAACAGAAGUGGAAAUGGUCAGCAUGGCCGUCCAUCGAAAUUUACUGCCUUUGUGUGGCUUUUGCAUGACACUGACAGAACGAUUGCUUGUUUAUCCCUUUAUGUCUAAUGGAAGUGUUGCCUCCUGUUUAAGAGAGCGACUUGAUUCACAACCCCCACUUGAUUGGCCCAAAAGGAAGCGAAUUGCAUUGGGAUCCGCAAGAGGCCUUGCAUAUUUGCACGAUCAUUGCAAUCCAAAGAUAAUUCACCGUGAUGUCAAAGCUGCAAAUAUAUUGUUGGAUGAGGAAUUCGAAGCAGUUGUUGGAGACUUUGGGUUAGCGAAACUUAUGGAUUACAAGGAUACACAUGUUACCACUGUUGUACGUGGUACAAUUGGGCAUAUUGCUCCCGAGUACCUCUCCACUGGAAAGUCUUCAGAGAAAACUGAUGUUUUUGGGUAUGGAGUUAUGCUUCUGGAGCUCAUCACUGGACAAAAGGCUUUUGAUCUUGGUCGACUUGCCAAUGACGACGACGUUAUGUUGUUUGAUUGGGUAAAAGGACUUCUGAAAGACAGGAAGAUGGAAACACUAGUCGAUGUAGAUAUGCAGGGAAACUAUGUCGAAGAUGAGGUGGAGCAACUUAUCCAGGUGGCUUUGCUCUGCACGCUGAACUCCCCAAUGGAACGUCCCAAGAUGUCAGAAGUUGUCAGAAUGCUCGAAGGCGAUGGGUUGGCGAAGAAGUGGGAAGAGUGGCAGAAGGAGGAGAUGUUUCGGCAAGAGUUCGUCAAUAUCCACCACCAAAAUAACGAUUGGAUCAUUGCCCAAGUCAACAACCUUCCCGACUCCACUCCCAACCUCCCUCCAGAAGAAUUGUCCGGUCCGAGAUGAUCUUUUAAUUGGAUUUUGUUUUCAGCAUACAGUGAAGUCUCUUGGAGUCCCACUCUUUAUUCAAAUGUGAUAUAUACCAUCUGUGUAUAUGAUUUCUCUUCUUUAGCUUUUUAUUUUUUUUAGCUCAGUUUAUAUGACGAUGAUUAUGAAUUUUUAGGUAUAAGCAAAAACAUGGCUGGAAAGGUUAUGUCAUGUGUCCAACUAGUAUAUAUUUUAUACACCGAUAAAUACAUUUUGUAUUUAG